GUGUGAGGUUGCACCAUUGUGCACAAUCACAGAUAAGGAUGCACAAGUGUGCACUGCCAUAGACAAGGAUGUGCAGCUGUGCACAAGGAUGCACAACAACGGGCAGCUGCUCACCAUCGUGGCUCAGGCUUUGCACCAACACAAGGACACAACCAAGUGCUACCAAAGAAACAAGGAUGCACAACCAUGCACAAGGAUGCACAGCCAUGCACAAGGAUGCACGACCACAAAGGACACGACUGUGGGCAGCACAGAGGAGGAUGCACAACCACGCACCACCAUGCACAAGGCCACACGGCUUUGCACAAGCACAAAGAAGGUCUUGCAACCAAUCACAGCCAUGGAGAAGGAUGCACCACCAUGCACGGCCACGCACAGGGAUGCACAACCUUACAACAGGGCCGCGCGGCUUUGCACGAGCACAAAGCAGGACUUCAGUACGGACAGCACGGACUCACACUCAUUGCACGAGGGCUCCCAGCUGUGCACCAGGGCAGUGGUGCAGCACGGAAGCAGCGCCCAGCCCUGCGGUUUCUCGACGCCGCGGCAGGAAGCCGCCCCGAAGGAAGCGCCGCGCGGGGCCUCGAAGCUGCGUCAGGCUGCGCACGGGGCUGCAGCUGCACUUCCUCCCCCCCAUAGAGGAGAGGAAGGGGGUGGGGGGCCAUGGGCAGGAGGAGGUGACCCAACGGGGGUCCCCGCCGUCCCCAUGUCGUUGGCACUCAAAGCGCGGCAGAAGGCGAAGCGUAAAGGCGGCGGCGCCAAGGAGAAGGUGUUCGGCUGCGACCUCCUGGAGCACCUGCAGCAGUCGGGGAAGGACGUGCCGCAGGUGCUGCGGAGCUGCACUGAGUUCGUGGAGCAGCACGGGGUGGUGGAUGGCAUCUACCGGCUGUCGGGGGUCUCCUCCAACAUCCAGAGGCUGCGCCAAGAGUUCGAUGGGGAUCGCAGCCCGGACCUGACGCGGGAAGUUUACCUCCAGGACAUCCACUGUGUGGGGUCACUCUGCAAGCUGUACUUCAGGGAGCUGCCCAACCCUCUGCUCACUUAUCGCCUCUACGACCGCUUCGCAGAUGCGGUGGCCACGCAGAUGGAGGAGGCUCGCUUGGUGAAGAUCAAGGAGGUGCUGAAGGAGCUGCCCCCCCCCCACUAUAGGACUCUGGAGUUCCUGAUGCGGCACCUGCUGCGCAUGGCGUCCCACAGCCGCACCACCAACAUGCACGCACGCAACCUGGCCAUCGUCUGGGCCCCCAACCUGCUGCGCUCGAGGGACAUCGAGGCGACGGGAUUCAACGGGACGGCCGCGUUCAUGGAGGUGCGGGUGCAGUCCAUCGUGGUGGAGUUCAUCCUCACCCACGUGGAGCAGCUCUUUGGGGACGCGCCUCUCUGCGGCACUGAGGCUUUGAGGAGCUCCCGGCUGUUCCCCAUUGAUGGUUCGGGGCCCUACAACGUCCCAGCCGCGCUCAGCCAGGGCGAUGGGCCGCCCCCCAUCCGGCCCUACCACACCAUCAUCGAGCUCAGCGAGCACAGGAGGAAGGGGUCCCUGAAGGCCAAGAAGUGGAAAUCCAUCUUCCAUCUGGGCCGCUCCGACGCCAAGCGCAAACUGGGGAAGGCGGAGGAUAAAGAGGAGAAGUGUGGGAAGCUGAGCCUGCGCCCAGCCAAGAGCAUGGACUCACUGAGCUCAGUGCCGUACAGCAGUGAUGCAGACGACCCCCCCCGGCUCAGCACCACGUGUGUGAUGAAGCAGCCCCUGCAGCGCCACGACAGCUUCGACACCUGCUCCUCCCUGCCCCCAGCCGGGACGUUCCCGGUGCUGGAGGAGACCCCCGAGGAGAAGCUGACGGAGGAGCCGCGGGGACCCGAGUCCGAGAGCGAGAGCAGCACCAAGUCGGAGCCCACCACCCCCCGGCCGGGCCGCGUGAUGGCGGCGGGGACCCGCAGCCGGGCGGAGAAGUGCGCGGGGGUCCAUAUCUCGGGGCCCUUCUCCGUCACCGUCCCUUUGCACAUCACCUCCAACCUGUCCCGGCUGACCCGGGGGCAGCACUGCCCGGCGCUGGCUCAGCACGGAGCCGUGGGGUCCCUGCCGUCCACCCGGCACCGCACCAAGGAGCCCGACCCCCCCCAAGACAACGAGGAGGAGGAGGCUCGGCUGUCCCUGGAGCUGCGAGACUCCUUCGCCUUCCUGGACUGCCAGGACGCGUGGAUGGAACAUGGAGAUGCAACGGGACACGGCGGCAUUGGGGACAGCGAUGGGGACACGGCCAUGGAGGAAGGCAUGGAGAGUGGGUUCAUGAAUCCGGGGGAGUCCCCCGUGGAGCAGCCCGCCAGCUACCUGUCCAUCGAGGAGUGCACGGACGAGGACAUGUUCUACAUGGCGCCCAGCGGCUCCGACACCGAGGAGCCCCCGGGGGACACUGACUCCGACGACAUGUUCCUCAGCGCCCACGACGAGCUCAGCCCGUUGGCAGCUGACCCCGAGACCCCCCCCAGCAGCGCGGCCAUGGGGGAACGUGGGGCUGAGCCGCAGGAUGGGAACCCACCACCAGAGCCGUGUCCUGCAGAGGAGGCGGAUCUGGGGGACGGGGGGCACUUGGAGGAUCAUUAUGGGGACACAGCAGAGGGGGGGGGACAGGUCCUGGAAAAAGAGGAGGGGGAUGGAGGUGACAGGGAAGGGAGCGAUGGAUGGAGCAGAGCCCAGCUGGGGCUUCAGGGUGAGGAUGGAGAAGUGAUGGAUCCAGGUGGGGAAGAGGGGAAGGAUGGAGCAGCAAAGCAGAGUGGGGAGGGGGACCCCCAACCCUCAGAGGGGUCUGUAUUGCCAGAAGGGCCCCUCCAGGAGCCCACUGAGCCCCUCCUCCCUCAGGAGGCCGUCCCUGAGGCUCCCCCAGCCCCAUUAGCAGGGGAUCCUCCAACCCCAAUGUUGGUCCAAGGGGAUCCUCCAACCCCAAUGAUGGUCCAAGGGGAUCCUCCAACCCCAAUAAUGGUCCAAGAGGAUCCUCCAACCCCAAUGUUGGCCCAAGGGGAUCCUCCAACCCCAGUGUCAGCCCCUGAGGUCCCUGAGGACCCCCCAACCCCAGCGGCCAUCAAAGAAUGCACUGAUCCCCCACCAGAGCGCCAUCACCCCGCCCUCACCCCCCCCCCACCCCCCAGGGCCGCCCCCGACCCCCUUCUCCCAGCCCUUCCCCCCCCAGCAGGCACGUCACCCCCCCACCCGGUGCCGUGCUCCGCCAUGACGGCAGCGCCCCGGUUCGCCUGGCGGUCGCGCUCCGUGCGUGUUCAGCAGCGCCCGCUCCGUGCCCGUGUCUCCAAAGCCUCAGUUCGCCAUCGUUGCCCCACCCCGCAUGCCCCCCGCCCCCCUGCAGCCCCCCGCCCCCCCCCCUUGAAUGCCGGCAGGUCCAGCUGGCGCUCACCUGCAGCUGUCUCCUUGGACGCCCAUUGA
Messenger RNA from Coturnix japonica (Japanese quail), 3430 nucleotides. RefSeq names its product rho GTPase-activating protein 30. Lineage: Eukaryota; Metazoa; Chordata; Aves; Galliformes; Phasianidae. Gene Ontology annotation, molecular function: GTPase activator activity. Gene Ontology annotation, biological process: small GTPase-mediated signal transduction. The record is from RefSeq and is a predicted model, not a curated record.